UGUGGGGACGAGCUGAAGCAGACGCCGUCGGCUCGGCGCGGCCCGCUGCAAUCCGUGGAGGAACGCGCCGCCGGGGCACCAUCAUGCCCGGCCACCUGCAGGAAGGCUUCGGCUGCGUCGUCACCAACCGGUUCGACCAGCUAUUUGACGACGAGUCGGACCCCUUCGAGGUGCUGAAGGCGGCCGAGAACAAGAAGAAGGAAGGCGGCGGCGGCGGCGGCGGCGGCGGGGGCGGCGGCGGGCCCGGGCCCAAGAGCGCGGCGCAGGGACGGCACUCUGUGCUUCGGGAGAACGCGGUGUGCCAGCCGUCACAAUCUGGCUUCAGUUUUCCACAGUUACCAACUUGUAGUCGCAGGAAGAGCUUUGUAAACGCUGUGCCCCAAAUGUUGGAACUUAAUCAGAACUUUUCAUUUUUUUAUGCGGCAAAAAUAAUGUGCCUGUGCAUUAUCAUUUUAGGGAUAAGACGGGUUGGUAGAAGGCCUGACCAGCAGCUUCAGGGUGAAGGAAAACCAAUUGACAGGAGACCGGAAAGGCGACCACCUCGUGAGCGACGAUUUGAAAAAUCAAUUGAAGAAAAGGGUGAAGGAGGAGAAUUUUCAGUUGAUAAGCCUGUCAUCGACCGGCCGAUCCGAGGUCGUGGCGGUCCUGGAGGAAGAGGACGUGGCGGCCGUGGCCGUGGAAUGGGCAGAGGAGAUGGUUUUGACUCUCGUGGAAAAAGGGAAUUUGAUAGGCAUAGUGGAAGCGAUAGAUCUGGUCUGAAGCACGAGGACAAGCGUGGUGGGAGCGGCUCACAUAAUUGGGGAACGGUCAAAGACGAGUUGACAGGGGGCCCCCAAUACAUUCAGAAACCAAUGUCUUAUAAUUGCAGUGACUUGGAGCAGAGCACUGUGACCGAGGAGACCCCUGAAGGAGAAGAGCACCCAGUGGCUGAUACAGAAAAUAAAGAAAAUGAGGUGGAAGAGGUGAAGGAGGAGGGCCCCAAAGAGAUGACCUUGGAUGAGUGGAAGGCCAUUCAGAACAAGGACCGGGCCAAAGUAGAAUUUAAUAUCCGCAAACCCAACGAGGGCGCCGACGGGCAGUGGAAGAAGGGCUUUGUGCUCCACAAGUCCAAGAGCGAGGAGGCUCACACUGAAGAAUCUGUGAUGGAUCAUCACUUCCGUAAGCCCGCCAAUGAUAUCACAUCCCAGCUGGAGAUCAAUUUUGGAGACCUUGGUCGCCCGGGGCGUGGCGGCAGAGGCGGGCGAGGCGGGCGUGGACGUGGCGGACGGCCCAACCGCGGAAGCAGAACUGACAAGUCCAGUGCUUCCGCUCCUGACGUAGAUGACCCAGAGGCUUUCCCAGCUCUGGCCUAAACUGGACGUCCUCAGCCAGCCCCGGCUCCUUUGUGGACCCUCCUCCACGAGGCUUGCAUGCUUAACAAUCCUAAACAACUAAGAAAUUUUAAAAAAAGACUGUCAUUCAUGCCAUUCACACCUAAAGACUGAAUUUUAUCUGUUUUGAAAAUGAACUUCUCUCGCUACACGGAAGCAACAAUAUGGUAGUCAGUUUUGUAUUUAGAAAUGUAAUGGUAGCAGGGAUGUUUUCAUAAUUUUCAGAGAUUAUGCAUUCUUCAUGGAUACUUUUUUGUAUUGCUGCUUGCAAAUAUGCGUUUCCAAACUUGAAAUAUAGGUGUGAACAGUGUGUACCAGUUAAAGCUUUCAUUUCAUUUGUGUUUUUUAAUUAAGGAUUUUAGAUGUUUUCCCUCAACGACAAACUGGUCUUAACUAUUGGACGUCAUUUGUUUUCUUUAGUACCUGCUUUGCAGUUUGUCACAUGUGGUCAGAUGGGACGUGUACGCUUAAUUUGGCAAACUGGAUGCUGUGUGGAAUACUAACUUCUGAAGUAUUUUAACUUAGUUUUAAUAAUUUCAGUCUUGGAAGGACUAUUGUGGUAGCUUUCAUGUAUGCUAGCUGUUUAUAUACAGACCGUAUCAGUACUUGAAGAGAUUCCAAGCACAUUGGUUGUGUCACAUAACUCUUGAUCCAGCAGUAAUGCAUGGUUCAUUAGGCAAAAGUUAGGCCUUAUUCACCCUUCCAACUAUCUACACUUUGAUGUGAAACUUUUCUCUUUCAAUUUAAAAAAAAACAAAAAAACAAAAACCAAUUAGAGUCCUUGUUUGGUAAGUUGUUUAAACUACUUACUGUGGGUGAGACACAUUAUUCUGUCAGGUAAGAUAGGUGGGGGAUGGGGAUGGGCGAAGGGCUUGAUUUGGUUAAUGCAGCGUAUUUGAACUACUGCUGAACAAGUGGUGUGAUUUAGAUGUGUCCAAGGUUGAUGAGAAAAUGUGUAUCUUUCCAUUAUCUGGAAGCCGUGUUCUGAAGAAACCAAAAGGCGCUUGCCAGGGAAAAAGGAGGGAAGAGUUUAAUUUCCUGAAAGAAAAGCAGACUGUUUUGAAAUGGUGGGAACUCCAGCAUGCUGCCUGAAAUAGAUACCAAAAACCUCUUACUGUUUUCUGCAUUUGCUAUAUGACUUCCAUUUCCGGUAUCCAAUUGCUGACAGAUGAAUGUGUUUGUUCUCUCCCCUCCCCCCUUGAGAACUUCUUCCCUUUUGGAAAAUUAGGUUGAUAAUUUAUCCCUGUGAACAGGAGCAUCACCACUUUCCAAAGACUGAACUUGGAGUUAGCAACUAAUAAAUGUUUGGGGGUUUCUGGGGGGGGGGGGAGGGUUUGCCACAUUUGUUAGGAUAAUAGGAAUUAAUUUUCAUUUAAUGCUAAAUACUUUAAACAGUUUAUUUGUAAAAUUUUUUUUUACCAAGAUAGAAAAACAUAAUGCCCUAUUUUUUAAAAAAAAUAAAAAGGACAGGCCGAGCCAAGUAUUAGAGAACUUUGAAUAUGAAAACUACAGACACUUUGGCUUGCUUAACUAGACCUUUUCUACAGAAAAAUUACUUGUACAAGAGUAUUACCACAUGUGGAUUGAUUCUUUAAUUCAUUUACUUCACUUACUCUCUAGAAAGGAGUGUAUACAGUCCAGUAAAGAGCUAGGUUUUCCCCUCUGAGUGAUCUCUCUGUGCUGGCGUUAGUGGAUCUUGACACUAAGCAUGUUCUUUCUGCAUUGGUGCUAACGGAACAGUCUCCUUCAAGUACCUGAUAUGGAGAGGUGUAAAUAGAAAUCCUCUGGGGAUGCACAGACACAGUCUCAGCUGAUCGGUGUGGUCGUGGCUCAGCUUCCAAAGCACAGAUGUCUCAAACUGCUGGUCGUUCAGAUAGCACUUUCUUGUCUCCACCUUUAUUGGUUACUGUUUUCACUGUCACCUUAGCUCUUCAGACUUAUAGUAUGCCAGCAAAUAAAGGCUUGAAUCCAUGGUUCUGUCCCAGAAGUAGCCUCCCUGUUGACAAACCAGACCACAGAGCAAUAUUUGCGUUCAUAUGUCACAUACAUGACGAUUUUCAAACCAGCGUGUACUUUAAAGUUGGUUGAUCUGUUUCUCUGAUAGAUGUAAAUUUGCCUCUUGGUUCAUUAUGUGUCGCGCGAAAACUGUGAACAUAUCUCUUUGGUGGGUAAAAACUGAAAAUAAAGGUUUAUUUUCAUGCUCUCUUUACAAAGUCAUGAAAACAAUUUGAAA
This is a messenger RNA of Vombatus ursinus (common wombat), 3603 nucleotides long. RefSeq names its product SERPINE1 mRNA binding protein 1 (gene SERBP1). The record is from RefSeq and is a predicted model, not a curated record. Lineage: Eukaryota; Metazoa; Chordata; Mammalia; Diprotodontia; Vombatidae. The coding region runs from base 84 to 1352 and encodes 422 amino acids. Gene Ontology annotation, molecular function: mRNA 3'-UTR binding. The transcript has 9 exons. Gene Ontology annotation, cellular component: cytoplasm; nucleus.